Molecule: messenger RNA, 953 nt
Organism: Cyprinodon variegatus (sheepshead minnow)
Lineage: Eukaryota; Metazoa; Chordata; Actinopteri; Cyprinodontiformes; Cyprinodontidae
Product: potassium channel subfamily K member 16-like
Exons: 5
Coding region: 1-876 (291 amino acids)
Biological process (GO): potassium ion transmembrane transport; stabilization of membrane potential
Cellular component (GO): membrane
Molecular function (GO): potassium ion leak channel activity
Source: RefSeq, a predicted model, not a curated record
AUGGCGUGGUUUCAUCUGGCUCUGGUCAAAGUGAAUUGGACAGCACUUUUAAUUUUGGCCCACUUCACUUACCUGCUGAUGGGGGCCAUCAUCUUCCAGCUGCUGGAGAGAGAAGCCGAAAGCAACAACCGCAACCACUUUCAGCUGGAGAAGCUGAAUUUCCUGACUAAUUACACCUGCUUGGAUGGUCCUGCCUUGGAAAAGUUUGUUCAGGUAAUUUUAUAUGCCUGGGAAAAGGGAGUGAACCCUUCAGGCAACUCGACAAAUCCCAGUAACUGGGAUUUCAGCAGCUCCUUCUUUUUUGCAGGCACAGUCGUCACGACCAUCGGUUAUGGUAACCUCUCGCCGAGCACUGUGGCCGGUCAGGUGUUCUGUGUGUUUUACGCACUGUGUGGCAUUCCUCUGAACUUGGCUUUCCUUAAACAGCUGGGCAAGAGUCUCACCAUCCACCUUGGUCGACUGGAGAGAGGGAUGGUGGCAGUGGUUCCUCACAAGAGAGCAGUGGAAGCCCUGGCAGUGAGUUUAUUCUUUAUCACCGGCAGCCUGCUGUUUCUCGUCAUCCCUCCUCUGCUGUUCAGUUACGUGGAAGGCUGGACAUUCGGAGAGGGCUUCUACUUUGCUUUCAUUACCCUCAGCACCAUUGGUUUUGGAGAUUAUGUGGUGGGCACCGACCCAGGGAAGGACUACAUCUCGCUGUACCGCUGCCUCGCAGGCAUUUGGAUCAUCUUUGCGCUCGCUUGGCUCGCUCUUAUCCUCAACAUGGGAGUGCGAAUCAUGGAAAACUUUGUUAUCCUUACUCAUCCGGGCUUUAAGAAGCAUGACGAAGAAGACGAGGAAGUGUCUGCCAGUAAACUAGAAGCCACAUCAAAAAUUUGACUAUGGACUUUGAAAUUAUUUGCAAGUUAUACUGAUUUGCUGUUAAAUAUUGUAUUUAGUUUUUAAACUGUAUUCAA